CGCACCGUGGACUCCGCUCCUCACAUUGUCGUCGCGGAACCCUCCACGUCUUUCCUUCUUCCAACACUCGAACACCCGCCCUUAUCAAAACAUUCCUGCAGUGGGAUCGAUCCGCACGUCUCCUCGCGCUCUGAUAACGAACUUAGGUCCGUGGUAACUUUGUGACUCCAGUGUAUGGUACAGUGCAGUGAAUGACAUGUGAUUUGCGCUCACCCGGUCACUUUUUGUUGGAGCCAUUUGUCCCGUCAAAAUAUACAAUAUCUUAGAAAAUUGAGCGUCGCAUCACCAGCGCCUCCGCUGUAGGAUCCACUCCAUGUGCACUGGUAUGAGAGCAGACGGCGCGUGCGGUGUGGUGCGAUGGAUGCGUAACCGGUCAUCAUGCGCCUCUUCCGCGGGCCGAAGCGCAGGGAAGUGACCGCGCCGCUAGCCGUCGCAACGCCGUCUCUAGGGAGAGACGCCGCCGCCGCUACCGGCGCAACGCAUGCUCCACAAGACUUCACGGUAGUCACUGCUCUCCCAGCAAUGGUCAUGGAGGACGAUGUCAGGGAGAUGAAAAAAGUGUUUGCAACGUGGGGUCGUCGAAUGGGCAAAAAAUUAGAUAUGCUAAAAAAGCCAGAUCCAAAAGUUACAGAAGAAAUACCGUCUGCUAAAAACAUCAGUGAAGAUUCUUCAGCAGUAGUCACAGGACAGUAUAAGAAAAAACAACACUGGAAAAUGGGGCGCAGCAGUUCCGAUUCUACGUCACUGAAAAAGGACAAUGACACGGAUUCUAUUAAAAGCAAUUCCAGAGACAGAUCGCCGAGUCCCUUCAAGUCAUUUUUCCAUAGGAUGGGUUCAACGGGAAUGUUAAAUUCAUCAAAAUCACAGUCUCUAAAUGCUCACAGAACUAAUGAAAAUUAUCCAGUAGCAAAUGGACCUUCUCUUUAUAGAAGCUGUUCUACAUCACAUUUAUCAACUUACGUAAAAGCUGAUGACCCAUCGGAUGAUAUUGAUUUACAAAAUGCUGUGAAUGAAAAUAAAAAGUCGCCAUCAAAACUCAAUGUAAUGGCAGAUGAAACACUAGUAUCGUCUUCAACUAAGGCCGUUAGUUGUGACAAUAUUCCAAAUUUAGAAGGACAGACUAAUAAUAGUGCAAAUAAAAAGCCUAAUUUCCCCUAUGCUUUCUUAAGAUCCAAGUUAUCGGUAUUACCAGAAGAAAACAAUAUGGGAUCGCAACAAAGAACCAGCUGUAUGAGACAAAGCUUCUCGGAAAGAAUAGACCGAAAAUCACCAAAGUUACGAAGAGAACGAAUAUAUCUCAAUAACUCUCGGUCGGAAGAACGAUACCAAAGUAACGACAGUAUAUCUAUUCAUGAAAACAAUAUGCUUCUUAAUACAGCUCUAAGAAAUGACUAUGAUUUUUCAAGAAGCUCAAUGAGAAGCAUUAAUGAAAUUGAUGGCAAUAUGUAUAUACGACGUAUUGAUGAUAUACCACGAAGAUCGUCUAUGAUUUCUCAACGAACACCUUUUGAUUACGAUCCUAUGUUAAUACCUAGAAACAGAAACAGUUUACCAGUAUAUGAAUAUAGCUCCGUUGUUGGAUCCGUGAGAGAUUUAAAAACAGAAUUAGCCUCUUCUACACAUAGCAUACAUCAUAUUCCUGAAACUGCUGAAGUUUUACAAGCUCAUCGUUUGAGCAAUUAUGUUAGUUCAAAUGAAUCUGGCUAUGAUAGCGAUGGUCGUCCCACAGAUGAACAUAGUAAUCAUUCUCCACCAGGUUAUUCGUGUCACUUAUCUUCUGGUUCUAUUAAAACGGAAGUUAAUGAUAUGCAAAAUGAAAACUUUCAUAGCAAUUUUUCAAGACAACUAAGUCUGAACCACAAAAUCAACGUGAGCAGAGUUCAGAUACCAGCUCGAAGGAGUUCAACACCAUGUGCCUUAUUUCCUAUCGAAAAAGGAACGGCUCAAGAAUAUGAGAAUACAAGUAGAGAAAAUAAAUAUUCCAAUAUUUCUAUAAAUUCACAAAUAUUUGACCAUAAUGAUGGUAAACCUCCGCCACUUCCAAAGAAAACGAUUAAUAAAAAAAAUCCAUACAUUUACAAAACCAUUACUUUAGAUGAACGAGUACAAACAAGGAAAAUAAAACUUUUACAUUCACAGAUACUUAAUGUACAACAUUCAUCAAAUCCAAAUCUUAACAAGGAAUCCUUAUUAGAAAGUAAAACACAAAUGCAUCAAAAUACUGAAAUAGAUAUAUUCGGUCGUGGACCAUGCACAAAGAGAUUUAGAAAAAUAAGAUUACUAAAAGCCAGAUUGGAUGAGAGUUUAGGUGUGUAUUUGGCUCAGCAUAGAGUGGAUUUUGAUAAUACAGGAUCUAAUAGUGAAAUUCGAUACAUUGUAGUUAAACUAGAUUUCGAUGGAAUAGCUCAUAGAGAUGGCAGAUUAAGAAUUGGCGAUGAAAUAGUAAAUGUCAAUGGCAGAAUAUUGAGGGGUUUAGCAUCCUUAAAAGAGGUACAACAUAUCGUUAACUCUUGUUCCACUGAAGCUACAGUUGAAGAUGGAGGGCUAUUUCAACGUUAUCAAGUUGACUUAGUAAUGGCGCAUGAUGAAAUCACUCCUAUUACUUUAAGUCGAAUAAUAAAUAGUCAAACCUGUGAACUGAAUCAAGUUAUACCUCCGACCGCUAACGUUCCUCCAGAUAUUAUUUCCCAAACUGUUCAUAAACCCUCAUCUUCAAAUCAAAUUAUCAUCGAAACUCACUUUCCUAGUGACAAUCAAAAGUAUAAUACGAAUAGUAUUCGUUUACUACGAGAACAGCAAACGAGUCUUAACAGAACUGAAUCAUUUAGUAAUAGUGAUUUUGAGAUUCCAGUAAAUAGUGAUCUGUUACGAUCCAAUCCAAAAAGCGACGACGAAAAGUUAUUAGAGAGACACUCAUAUAAUCAUUCAUCUGCGUCUUUGCAAAAUAUUACAAAUAUUGAAAUUUCAUCGCGUCCUAUAAUAGGAUCUAGAAAUCCACACGGUAAUAAUAAUUAUAGACCUAUAUCACUUCACAAUUCCAGACCUCAAACAGUGGCAAUUUCGCAAUUUUCAAAUGAUAACGCAACUAAUGAAAUUAAAGAAAAUUCUCCACACUAUAUCAAACAUGUUCCAAGGUUAUACCAAAAUCGCUCAUUUGAGAGUAUUCCUGAACAAGUAAGAAAUAGCAGUAGAAGUAGAUUUUUUAGUCGAGUUGGUUCCCAGAGGUGCUCACCAAAUCACAACUCGCAUGUAUCACGACAGCAGGAAUAUGGUACACAAAAUAGUGAAAAUCAGUAUGGUGGUCACUAUUCACACAAUCAACUAAGUAAAGCCGAAUUUUGGAAAGGACCUGGCCAUAAAAGUCUUGGAUUCAGUAUUGUCGGAGGAACAGAUUCACCAAAAGGAAAAAUGGGAAUAUUCGUGAAGACCGUCUUUCCAAAUGGUCAAGCAGCAGACAAGGGUACUAUUUUUGAAGGUGAUGAGAUCUUGUCAGUGAACAAUGUGCCAACACGUGGAUUGAGCCAUGCGGGGGCCAUAUCGCUUUUCAAACAAGUUAAAGAAGGAAAAAUUGAAUUGACGCUUUCAAGAAGAAGAGCACCUAGGUCAAGAUCUGUAGAACCUCUAGGUAAUUCCCGUGGUGAACUCAAAAGAGAAUAAAUGAGCCCUGACCUCCAAAGA
Molecule: messenger RNA, 3678 nt
Organism: Achroia grisella
Lineage: Eukaryota; Metazoa; Arthropoda; Insecta; Lepidoptera; Pyralidae
Exons: 6
Coding region: 379-3657 (1092 amino acids)
Molecular function (GO): protein binding
Source: RefSeq, a predicted model, not a curated record